Molecule: messenger RNA, 2010 nt
Organism: Xylaria bambusicola
Lineage: Eukaryota; Fungi; Ascomycota; Sordariomycetes; Xylariales; Xylariaceae
Product: transcriptional activator of glycolytic enzymes-domain-containing protein
Exons: 2
Coding region: 588-1757 (389 amino acids)
Biological process (GO): positive regulation of ribosomal protein gene transcription by RNA polymerase II
Molecular function (GO): DNA-binding transcription factor activity, RNA polymerase II-specific; RNA polymerase II cis-regulatory region sequence-specific DNA binding
Source: RefSeq, a predicted model, not a curated record
UGCUGACUUGGUGGUAGAUUCGACGUGAGCGUUUGCUUCUUGUCCCUGGCGUCUCGGGCGUGUCAACGGGUUUCCGACUCCAGGGGAAACGGACCUCUCAUCAUAUCGCAACUUGAUUGCAACUUGAUUGCAACUUGAUUGUCGGACUGGUUUCGCCUAACUGCUUGUUCCGUUAUUAUCACUGGAAUCUCCUACCUCGCCAUUCGUUAAGUUUUCUGUCUCUGGUCGGCACAAGCGCAGGCACACAUACAUAUAAACGGAAACGUACACCUUGUCUGUACUGGUACAUAGAAAUACAUCGGCCCGUUACCACUCUCCAUCUUGGUCACAGUCACACUCUUCUCUAACCUCUAACUGCUACCCGUCCCCACACUCUUACUCCGGCCCGGGGCCCUGCAAACGUCAACGAGGCUAGCAAUCAAGUGUGUUUCGUCGUCGUUGUCGCUGUCGCUGUCGUCGUACUUCAUCAUCGGGCCUUCAAGUGUGCUGCUGGACUGCUGCUGGUGGCUCACCCGGCAAGUUGGCCAACCAGCAGUGGGUUGUCGUCGGUUAUCGAGAGCUGCCACAGCACGAAGAGCAGGCAAGCAAUGCCCUCUCAGGUUACCGGCAAUAGCAGCAGUAGUAUUGCACCCCCAUCGACCGUUGUGGCCUCGACCACGGCUCCAAUCCCCGUUGCGACCACCACUCCCGCUCCCACCCAUACCACCACCACCACCACCAUUCCCACCAUUCCCACUAGCAGCGCUACAAUAACACCUGGCCCUGCAGCUCCUACAGGGGCGAUCGCGCUCAAGCGACCGGCUGCAUCCGAUCUGCAGCGCAUUGCCGGCACCAGCGCCACGCCGUCCAAGAGACAAGCUACUGGCUCUGGGAGCCACAGCCUACGAUCCAUCCCGAAUCCAACAAGCGCCGCUGGUGCCAGUGUCAGCGCCAGCGCCAGUACUGAUCCAAGUCGCUUCGAAUCGCCCGCCUUACUAUCCCACCACACCCAACUGCUCUUCCAGCCUGCGUCGGCUACGGUCACGGCCACCAUGCCUGCGCCCGCACUACUCACCGAGGACCAGCUGCAUGACCGAACCCCCGAGCAAUUGAUUGCUACCAUUCUCCAACUCCAAAGCCAACAUCAGCAUUUUCUCGCGCAAAUCAACGCCCAAUUUGAGAGUAUCAACCAGCAAUUGACCGAUCUGCGGAGCGGGCUUGUCGCUUCUCACCAGGCUGCUGCGUCGGCCCUGAGCGCUAGAGACCAACCCGUGCGAUCAAUCAUACCACCACCGCCUGCGCCUCCACAGCAAACCGCCGUUCCCCCGCCUCCGCGACCGCCUACGCAAACACCCACACGCGCCACACCUCGUGUACCGCCUCCAUCUCCCGGUCAUCAUAUUGCUCCCAGGUCUUCCGUGUCGGGAUCAACACCAACUCCGGCGGGCCCUCCACAGUAUGAGUACCGAACCGUGGCGACAGUAGAGGAAGUAUGGAAGGAGUACCGUGAAGGCAUGGGUGGACAGCCGGCCAUCGAGAAACUAGAUUCUAUGUACGGAUCGAGAUGGCGACCAGAACCUCGUGGACGAACCUGGUAUUCGAGACGGAAAGUCAUUUGGGAUAAGAUUCGCGAGUAUAUAAACGAAGGCAUGGACGAAGAUGCGGCAGUACAGGAGGUGGAGAAACUUCGUGAGGGGGGGACAAUUAACAAGUUGAUCCGCAUGCUACAAGAUGAGCGGAAAGAAAAGGGCAUUGGCGAUGAUGGCGUUGGCACCUAGAAGCAAAGUUUUCUCGAAUCAUACAUAUAAGGCUGGCGUUUUUGGAGAGGGCAGCAUUGAUACCACUCACGAGGGGGGUUGGUGGGUUGCAUUUCGGAAUGGGUUGACACUUCGGGUUACGACUAUAUCUCCGACUUGUUACGAGCUAUGUUCAUGGCUGUGGUAGAGGCUUGGAGGCUACCUUCGCACAGCGCCGGCUACGACACGACAGGUCGCCUAUCGGCGGAACUGCGAUCACUUACCCUUUGCUUGG